AUGCCGCCUGUGGGGUCCGGCUACACCUUUGCGGACUUCCUCCAACGGUUGGAGCGCAGCCCCGUAUCGCACAUGUCCCCUCUUUAUCACGAACACCGCCCCCUCUUCGUAAAUCGACCUGACAUGCUCUCGAGGGCGGUCCUGUCCAUAUCAUGGGAGAGAGGGCUUGCCAUCCUACAAGCAGCGUACUACACCCAGCCGGUGGCCGCUGACACGUACAGGGCGUUGCUGGCCCGAAUGCUGCGACACAACCGACACGUGUCGAGGACCGGCGCAGGCCAGCUUGUCAGCUGGCAGGCCGCAAUGAAGGUCAUGAACGAGGCGGUGCUGGCGCACGGCACCUCGCUGCCGACUCGCGUGUCCGUGUCGACUCUGCGCCUGCUCGCCCCACACCGACAGUGGUGCACGGCAAUCGACGUGCUUAAGCUGAACCAGGCGAAUGGUCAGCUCACAAAGCCGAUGCUGCUAGAUGCGGCGCACGCGUGUGCCACAUCAGCGGCAUGGCCCCAUGCGCUCAAGCUGCUUAUGCACCUUCAUCAACAAGACUCACCGCUACUGUUUGGCGCAAUACAGAGUAUGCGACCGCCGGGCACGACUGCCCUCACAGCCGCUACCAGCGCCCACGCAUUACUUCCGGCCGUGCACGACGGAAGAGUACCGACACCAGCGCAGCAACAUAUUUUGAGCGUCUUGAACGACGUGGUCAGGAGUGUCCCGCAAGAGGUCGCAGUGCGGAGCCCACUCUGCACGUCGUACCUCACUCACCUGCUAGCGAGCACCACGUUGACGCCCGAGCUGAAGGUGCAGCGGGCAACGGCAGCCAUGGCGCAGUUGCCUUGGACAGCGGCGCUGGCGCUGCUGAGUGACCUGAGCGAGCCAUCCUUGCUGACAGAUGCAGAGUGGACGCGUGUGCACAAUACCGUUCUGCUUCCCUUCAGCUCUGCUGCCGGUAUGAAAGACUCAGGCAACAGCACAGGUGCGGUACGGCCGCGGAGGCGGUCGUUGUCCGCGAAGAAAAGGCUGAGGAUGAAAAGAGGCGCCUCUUCUGCCAUCACGUUGCCCAGCACGGCGAAGCCUGAGAACGGCGAGAAGAUCGUGGAAGGAGCGGUACCAUUCUCUUCCACUUCAAUCACCUCUUCUCCCUCGCAAAUGCUACCAUCGGUGCCGGCCACCGAAGCUGUGCACUCCCACGAGGACAAAGUGACCCUCGCUACAGCAACUCUCUUCUCUCGCAUGCAGCUCCUACACGCGUCUCCCCCGACGGUAGCAGCCAUGAUGGCCGUUAUGGUGGACAAGCUUCCCACGCCAGCGAUGGCAACGGCGUUUCUCCAGAGCUGUGCUGCCCAUCUAGCGCAGUCCGUGCCGACGUCUUCCUCGGCAGUGGAGGGCCUCGACACCCCUCUACAGGGCAGUAGCACCACCACGGGCUCGGUAGCGGCUACACGCCACCCCGUUGUCCUCAACGCGCUGCUGCGCAACUGCGCGCGACAUGAAAACGGCUGGGCCACCGCAGCGCCGGCACUGCUUGAGCGCAGUGCGGCGCUGGCGGCGACCCCACCCGAGCUGCUCAGUUCACUUAUUCGGCAGCUUCGGCAGGCGAAACAAGUAGCCUUGGCGGUACGCCUGCUCCACGAGCACAUCAUCCCUUCCGACAGUCUUUUGACGCCAGUGUCGUGGGAAGACAUGCUGGAAUGCGUACUGGCACACAACCGCGCCAUUCACCUGCGGCGCCGUAACGGGGAGAGUGCGAGCUCUCGCGACGGUAGUGCAACCACAAAAACAACCCCCAGACUAUCGGGCGUUCACUGGGUGUCUGCGCUGAGCUGGGUGAAAAGUCGGCAGGCGGCUCCCAGCGAAGAUCGGAUUCACAAGACGGGCACCGGGCCAUCGCAGGGUGCCACGCCACGCCGUCCAGUAGAGGUGGUUGCUCUGGAGAGGCCACUGUCACACAAGAUGCUGAGCCUUCUCAUUAACAUUUGCGUGCUGGGAGGCAGCCCCCAGGGCGCACUGCACGCGCUUGGCUACGCGCGGCGUGUGAACAAGACGGAGCUGCCCCACACAUUGCAGAUACGAGCACUCCUGUACUGCAUGCAGUAUGAUCGCCCUUGUGAAGCGGAGGCAGUCGUGGAGCAAUGCGCAAGAUGCGAAGGUGACGCCGCCGCGCUGCCGCUGCGCCACCUCCUGCGGCUGAUAGGAGAGAGCAAGGCGAAUGCCGACGAAGGAGGUGACGAGUGA
Leishmania braziliensis MHOM/BR/75/M2904 is the source of this 2235-nucleotide messenger RNA. RefSeq lists its product as hypothetical. The coding region runs from base 1 to 2235 and encodes 744 amino acids. NCBI's taxonomy places the organism in Eukaryota, Euglenozoa, Kinetoplastea, Trypanosomatida, Trypanosomatidae. The record is from RefSeq and is a predicted model, not a curated record. The transcript has a single exon.